AUAUUUAUACCAACCCACCCCCACUCCCCCUACUUAUCCUUACCCUUCAAAAAAAGGAAAAAAAAAAAAAAAAGAGCAACACUUUGACGUACAAAAAGCUCUUUUUACACCAAAAAAGAUAAGCAAAGGCAUUUUGGGUUGGGCUUUGAGAGGACGUUAGUUUGGCAUGUAAAACACUUGCUACCUAAUCUUUUCAACCUUCAAAAUGAAUCCUCAAUUACCAAACACUCUACAACAACAAUGUUUUUACAACCCAAAUGAUCAUAUGUUCGCAAACCAUUCUGCCUUAGUGAAACCCGACCCGGGGAUGGAUGAGUAUUGGGCCGGGCUUCAUGCGGGUGCAUUUAGUGAUGAUCAAUUGGGUUAUGGCUACAUGAACCCGAACCCGGUUGCACAACCAGUAGAGACGGAUCAGGCAUUGUUUGUUCAGGGGAAUUCGAGUUCGGUUUCGGCUUCGGUGUCACCUAAGAAGAGAAAGGGUCAAAGCCUACAGGUUGUUUCUGAUAAAGAAAAGAAAAUAAAAGGAUGUUCUGAAGGAGAUUCUAGGAUCACACAUGAUCAAAAUAGCAACAGCAAAGAAGCUUCUAACAACACUUCAUCUAAGGACAAGUCUAAGGUUUCCGAGGUUCAAAAACCGGAUUAUAUUCAUGUUCGAGCGCGUCGCGGUCAAGCCACUGAUAGUCAUAGUCUAGCCGAAAGAGUAAGGAGGGAGAAAAUUAGUGAGAGAAUGAAGUACUUGCAGGAUUUGGUACCUGGCUGCAAUAAGAUCACAGGGAAAGCUGGAAUGCUUGAUGAAAUAAUUAACUAUGUUCAAUCCCUUCAAAAACAAGUAGAGUUCCUGUCCAUGAAGCUUGCAACUGUUAAUCCAGAGCUAGAUUUCAACAUCGAUAAUGUAUUCGCGAAAGAGAUAUUUCAAUGCUCAACAAGUGAAUUUCCAGCACUCGGGUGCUCUUCAACUAAUUCGGCGUAUUUUCAGUUGAAUUCAAUGGAUCAAGGGGGGAUUUCAUAUUGCGGAUUAGACAUGGGAAUUAACGCAGCGGAAAUGGGGUUAAGAAGAAGCAUUAGUGCUCCAAUUUCAAUCCCUGAUCAAACAUUUAUGGAUUCAUCUUGUUACAAUCAGCAAAUGCAGCCAAGUGGUGUUUGGGAUGGUGAUAUACAGAAUCUGUACAGAAUGGAAUUUGAGCUAGAAACAUUGAUACCAUUUCAAUCCCAUCAGUUCACAGGUUCAAAUGAAGGAAUCAAUAUGAAGACAGAGACAUGAUCAUUGGAAGGGAGAUUAUAUUAUGGAUUAAGUUGAAAUGUUACCGAUCCUUAUUCUUUACUCAUUUGCGCAAGUAUAUAUAUCGUAUAUGCAAGUACGGAUACUGGCUGGCAUUGUAGGAAUGAUAAUUAGAUUAUAGAAUGUAUAUUGAUAUUACAAACAAGAUUUCCACCUUAUGUUGCAGAAUAUAUGAUGAUAUAGAUAAGGUUUUUCCAUAUUUAA
Messenger RNA from Helianthus annuus (common sunflower), 1483 nucleotides. Its product is annotated as transcription factor bHLH63. The record is from RefSeq and is a predicted model, not a curated record. NCBI's taxonomy places the organism in Eukaryota, Viridiplantae, Streptophyta, Magnoliopsida, Asterales, Asteraceae. The transcript has 7 exons. Gene Ontology annotation, biological process: regulation of DNA-templated transcription. The coding region runs from base 206 to 1261 and encodes 351 amino acids. Gene Ontology annotation, molecular function: protein dimerization activity; DNA-binding transcription factor activity. Gene Ontology annotation, cellular component: nucleus.